Monosiga brevicollis MX1 is the source of this 1506-nucleotide messenger RNA. RefSeq lists its product as uncharacterized. Lineage: Eukaryota; Choanoflagellata; Craspedida; Salpingoecidae. Gene Ontology annotation, molecular function: iduronate-2-sulfatase activity. The transcript is spliced from 10 exons. The record is from RefSeq and is a predicted model, not a curated record. Bases 1 to 1506 code for a protein of 501 amino acids.
AUGCGGGCUGAGCUGGGCACCUACGGGGCGACACACAUGAUCACACCCCAUUUAGAUGCCCUCGCCCAAGAUGGCAUGGUUUUUGAGCGCGCCUACGUGGCCAUCUCUCUCUGCAUGCCGUCACGCACCGCCUUUCUCACGUCUCGAAGGCCAGCCACCACGCACAACUUUGUCAUUGCCCCAAACGAGCAGUGGCGGCAAACCAAGGGACCCAACGCUACAACCCUGCCCGAAUUUUUCAAAACAGUUGGCGGCUAUCGCACAUAUGGCAUGGGUAAAAUCUUUCAUGGUACUACAGACGAGCCUUAUUCUUGGUCGGCAGAGAUGGGUGAUUAUUAUGACUGGGAUAAUUGGACCCAGUAUGGCAACAGCAUGACGUACAAGUGCUUUGACGUGCCAGACAACAACCUUGGGGAUGGCAUUUUUGCCGAUCGCGCCGUGAAUUGGAUCAACAUGUUCGGUGCUGACCAGGCCAACGGCAGUGAUACCCGCCCCUUCUUUAUGGGGGUUGGCUUUCACCGACCGCACAUCCCAUACCUCGUCCCAAAGCGCUACUGCGACAUGUAUCCACCUGCCGAUGAGAUUCCCCUCGCUGCCAAUCCUUUCAAACCCGAGGGCAUGCCUGAUGUUGCCUAUAGUGUGAGCGCUGGCCUGCGAAACUUUCAAGAUUGCGCUCCACUCUUUGAGAAUGUCUCCAAGUGUUACGAUGACCCAUCCUGGGCCUUUAGCAACCGGUGCUACAUGGUCAAUGGUACCCUAAAGACGAUGGCGCAGAACGUGCGGCGCAAUUAUUGGGCUGCCAUCAGCUACAUUGAUGCGCAGGUGGGGCGCAUUGUCCAAGCUCUCAAGGACAACAAUCUCUACGACAACACCAUCGUCCUCUUUAUGGGCGACCACGGCGUAUGCACUUGCACGGGCCGCAGCACCAACUUUGAGCAUGGGACUCGCAUUCCAUUGAUCAUACGAGACCCUAGCCACACCCCGGCGCGCACUGCAGCUCUCGUUGAGACGGUCGACAUAUACCCCACCCUGGUGGACCUGGCCGGACUCCCGAGCCUGGAGACUUGUGCGCCUGGCUCUAUGGCGGCCUUGUGCACCGAAGGCUUUAGCAUGCGUCCCCUGUUUACGGACCCCACACGAGCCUGGAAGUCGGCAGCCUUCUCGCAAUAUGCACGCCCCGCACCAUCGCCUGAUAACGGCUUUCCAGCCGAUCUGUUUUCGCCGCCCCUGCAUGUGGCCGGGCAUCGGGAAGGCGUGAUGGGGUUUACCAUCCGCACCAACACGUACCGAUACACCAAUUGGGUGUGGUUUGACCCCGCAUCGGCAACCCCACACUGGAACAUGUCCUGGGGUGAAGAGCUGUACAAUCAUACGGCACAGCCCGUGCCAGAUGGCUUGUUCAACAACGAGAACAUCAAUCUGAUUGACCAGCCUGGUCUUGAGCCCAUCAUUGACAAACUUCGGCAAGCCCUGCAAGCUGGAUGGCGCGCGGCCCUGCCCAGUUAG